Populus euphratica (Euphrates poplar) is the source of this 1869-nucleotide messenger RNA. RefSeq names its product WD-40 repeat-containing protein MSI4-like. The record is from RefSeq and is a predicted model, not a curated record. NCBI's taxonomy places the organism in Eukaryota, Viridiplantae, Streptophyta, Magnoliopsida, Malpighiales, Salicaceae. Bases 86 to 1474 code for a protein of 462 amino acids. Gene Ontology annotation, molecular function: protein binding. The transcript is spliced from 15 exons.
AGAAAGAGAGAGAGAAAGAGGGCAGAGGAAGGCGGGAAAGCAAAGAAGAGGAGAGGAGAGGAGAGGAGAGUAGGAGAAAUCGGGAAUGGGGGUGAACGAGAGAUACACACAAUGGAAGACUUUGGUCCCUGUCCUCUACGAUUGGCUCGCUAAUCACAACCUCGUCUGGCCCUCUCUUUCUUGCCGAUGGGGUCCACAGCUUGAGCAAGCUACUUACAAGAAUCGUCAGCGCUUGUACCUCUCUGAACAGACAGAUGGCAGUGUUCCAAAUACUCUGGUCAUUGCUAACUGCGAAGUUGUUAAACCAAGGGUUGCAGCUGCAGAACACAUAUCACAGUUCAAUGAGGAAGCGCGCUCUCCCUUUGUAAAGAAGUACAAAACUAUCAUACACCCUGGCGAGGUGAACAGAAUCAGGGAACUCCCACAGAACACCAACAUUGUGGCUACACACACCGAUAGUCCUGAUGUUCUCAUUUGGGAUGUUGAUUCUCAACCUAAUCGUCAUGCUGUCCUGGGAGCUACAGAGUCUUGUCCGGAUCUGAUAUUGACUGGCCAUAAAGACGAUGCUGAAUUCGCUCUUGCUAUGUGUCCAACUGAGCCCUUUGUGCUCUCUGGAGGUAAGGACAAGUUGGUGGUCUUGUGGAGUAUUCAGGACCAUAUUUCAACUUUGGCGGCAGAGCCAGGGUUGUCAAAAUCUCCUGGAUCUGGUAGCUUCCCUAAUAAAUCCGCCUCUAAGGCAGGUGGAGGUAAUGACAAACGUACAAAGAGUCCUUCCAUUGGACCACGGGAUGUCUACCAAGGGCAUACAGAUACUGUUGAAGAUGUUCAAUUCUGCCCAUCAAGUGCACAGGAGUUUUGCAGUGUGGGUGAUGAUUCUUGCCUUGUAUUAUGGGAUGCAAGAGCUGGCUGUACUCCAGUUGUCAAGGUUGAGAAAGCUCACAAUGCUGAUCUUCAUUGUGUUGAUUGGAAUCCUCAUGAUGUGAAUCUCAUUCUGACAGGGUCUGCUGAUAAUUCUGUUCACAUGUUUGAUCGUCGGAACCUCAAUCUUGGAGGGGUAGGAGCACCUGUUCACAAGUUUGAGGGUCAUAAUGCUGCGGUCCUCUGUGUACAGUGGUCUCCAGAUAAAUCGUCUGUCUUUGGCACUUCUGCAGAGGAUGGCAUUCUAAAUAUAUGGGAUUACGAAAAGAUUGGUAAAAAACAAGACUUUACUGGGCUGAAAGUGCCAACUGCUCCUCCUGGAUUAUUUUUCCGGCAUGCUGGCCAUCGGGAUAAGGUUGUUGACUUCCACUGGAAUGCAUCCGAUCCAUGGACAAUUGUCAGUGUGUCUGACGAUGGUGAAAGUACAGGAGGAGGUGGCACUCUACAGAUAUGGCGAAUGAUUGAUUUGAUUCACAGGGCCGAGGAGGAUGUCUUGGUUGAGCUUGAGAAUUUCAAAUCUCACAUCCUCGCAUGUGAAAGAAGUCAGGGCUCCUAGUUUUUUCCCUUUUCUGUUUUUCCUGAACAGUGUUAAUCAAAGACUCGUAUUAACAUAGCCCCUCCUUCGCCCUCGUCUUGGUUAGUGUAUUCAUUUACUGGGAGAUCUCCUGGAGAACUUCAGAUGUUUUUGAAGGUGGACAUUGGCUAUUGUACAAGUCAUUAACUAGCACCUUUGUGCAGGCUCUUUUGUGUUUGGUUUAAUGGGAUGCGAAGGCCAGAAAGAAGCCCCGCUCUAGGACCAGGUUUUUUUUUUGUUUCAAUGAUUAAAGGAGAUUUUGGAACUGCUCGUUUAUACUACAGUAGCGUUGUCGGCUUGCACAAUGAUGAGAUUAGAUGCUUGUAAUUUCCAAACUUUGUAUUUUGAUAAUUAAUUUUCAUUUUUAUCAUAUUUCU